Messenger RNA from Nannochloropsis gaditana CCMP526, 1235 nucleotides. RefSeq lists its product as uncharacterized. The annotation marks the transcript as partial. The transcript has a single exon. The record is from RefSeq and is a predicted model, not a curated record.
UCUCGCAGCCACACAUCAUUGUGUGAUCGUUCUUUCCUCCUCCUCCUUAAAACAAUCGAUUUCAGAGCUGCUCAGUCCCUGUCUCGGGGCUCCUGCCCCAUCUCAAUCCACGCGACCGAUCCGAUGGAUCCGUGCUGUGUCCCGGUGUUUCUCGAGCUUGCCCAUAUCCGCGCCCACAUCCGGCCACCACGUAUACAGCCAUCGCUCCAUGAUAGCCCGGCUCCAGGGCGUAAAGUAAAUGUGGCCCCGCACGUCCUCCUGCUCCGGGUCCCGCCCUCCUACCCCCUGUGCCCCGCCCAACGCCGCGUCUUCGGCCAGUAUGACCUCCGGACUCUCGCCCCGGUGCAAUUCCGCCCUGCGCAUCAUGGCCUUGAGCUCGGGGGCGGCCACGUAGCGCGUCUCGGAGACCUCGUUCUCGUUGGGUGUCAGGACCACGUCUUUCCGAGCCAGCAGAAUGUAGUCGAUUUCGUGCUCCCCCCACUCGGCGCCAGAGUCGCUGAUGUAGUGGAUGCGAGACAUGUAAAUGAAGUCCUCAUGCCUCAGAGAGGAGAUUGGGAUGCCGAGCUCAUGCUCGAGCUUCCGAAUGGCUGCGCGCUUGCAGCCCAGGACAGGGUCCUGCCGGUCGUCCCCGAGCUCGUGCUCGCUCCACAAAGGGUGCGAGCAGCAGGUAUUGGUCCAAGCGUUGGGAAAUGUAAUCUUGGUAGGGGCACGCUUUUGCAAGAGCAGUCGAUUCUGCGUGUCGAACAGGAAAACGGAGAAAGCUCGAUGCAAAGGCGGGCCCUUUCGAUUUUCAUGUCCUGCCCGCUUGGAAAUGGGUUUGAGGGGUUUGUCAUCGAAAGUCACUGCGACAAUCCGCUCUUCUUCGAAGAGUCGCGCCUGCUCGGGAUCGAAGGCAGAACGCGAGGUUGCGGCGCAUCUGGUUACGCCUUGCGUGCUAAUAGCCCUUUUGUGCAGGUUUAUGGCAUGCGAAACGCCGGCAUUCGUCCCUGGAAACCGCAGAAAAGCAUGGCAAAAACGUGGUAAUUGCAGGGACAGUGACAUGGAAUUGUCGAAAAGGAUGGUAAAUGCACUAAAAAUGCAAUAUCCGCGGCUAAAGGACAUUCAAGGCGUCAUUAAGCUCUUUCGACUGAAGUUGAACAGGGGAGGUGAGGAGGUGGGGGAUCCCGCGGACAGUGCUGGAGGCAAUUUGUGAGUGAACCCGUCGGUCCCGCCAGCCUGUCCUUGAAUGCUGUGGU